Schistosoma spindalis is the source of this 3405-nucleotide messenger RNA. The record is from the annotation of a GenBank genome assembly. NCBI's taxonomy places the organism in Eukaryota, Metazoa, Platyhelminthes, Trematoda, Strigeidida, Schistosomatidae.
AAAAUUUUAUGAUAUAAAAAAAAAUAAUAAUAAUAAUAAAAAAAUUAAAAAAAUGAAUAAAAAUUAUUAUCCAAUCAUAGUAAUAAAAUCAGUAGCAUGUAGUUAUAUAGAAGCAUUAAAACAUUUAAAUAAUAAUAUAAUAGUAAUAUAUAAACCAGAAGAAAUAUAUGGUGGUGGAUUAUUAAAAUAUUGUAAAUUAUUAAUAAAUGGUUAUAAACCAUGUAAAAUGAUUGAUAUAAAAUUAAUGGAAAAAUAUAUGUGUUCAAGAUUUUUUAUUGAUUUUUCAAAUAUAUUAAGUCAAUAUUAUCAAUUAAAUGAUUUUUUAAUGAAUUAUAUAGAAAAUAAUUAUCAAAUUAAAAUAGAUUAUUUAAAUAUCUUGUAUGAAGUUGUUUCACAUUCUACAAUCUGUUUAAUGACACAUGAAAGACAACAAACUUUAUGCUUGAUUCAAAUGUUCUUACGUGAUGUUACUGAACAAGAAAAACAAAAUCAACAAUCUGUUGUACAUUUGCAAGAAUUCUCGUCAAAAGAUUGGGCAUUAGAUAAAGUAUUUUACGGGACUAAUUACUUUCCUAAACAAAUAUAUUCAAUAAAUGAUCAACAUAAAUUAUACAAUCAUCAAUGUCAAUUUGAAUUCAUGAAUAAUUCAAAAGAUAUAACUGAUCAACAAAAUUCUACAGUUUCUAACUCAUUUCAAUCAAAUAUUGAUUUGAAACAUGUAAACAAAGUGGAAAACACUUCUAGUGUUGAAGAUGAAAAUAAUGAUAAGAAUGAUGCACAAAGUCACAACAACAACAACAACAACAACAACAACAGUUUUAAUGACACUGAUGACAAUAACAUUGGUCAUACACAAUUCACAAAUGAAUCACAAACUGAUGUGAACUAUCAUAAUAACAAUAAUUACAUCGAGAAAUCUAUGGAAAAGAAUAAUCACUUACAAAAGACUGUUGACAACUCAAUUUAUAUAAAGGAAACAAUGAAUGAUAAUCAAAAUUUACAAAAUAUUUCACAAAUUCACAAUAAGAUGGCAUAUUCAAAUCAGAAAAUAUUAUGUAAGAAUAAUUGUGCAUUAUGUAAUCAUCAUAUUCAUUCUCAACUUUGUCAUAAUCAUCAUCAUGAUCAUCAACAUGAUAAUAAUAAUAAUUAUUAUUAUUAUCAUAAUCCGCACUGUUAUCAUUAUCAUCAUCAUUCUUGUCAAUUUAAUAAUGAAUUAUAUUAUAUACCACAAAUUGUCACCUAUUUUCCUGCUAAUGAAUAUCUACUUUCAUUAUCUACAAAUAAGAAUCAAGCAUUUUAUUCAAUUCCACAUAGUACUAUUCCAGAUCAUAAUAAUGAUACUACUUAUAAUACUACUAUUGAUACUAAUACUUCUACUACUACUACCAUUACAAAUAAUGGUAAUCAUUCAACAACAAAUAUUCUAUCUAAUAAACUUCCACAUUAUCAUGCAAAAAUACUUCUACCACAAGAUAAUAGUGUAGAAACAACAAAUAAUGGUGAUAUACGAUAUUAUGUUGGUGUACCAUGUUCUUAUCCAUCGAAUAUAAUCUGUUCAAAAUAUUCUCUAAAUAAUAUUAAUAAUAAUGUUUAUAGUAGUAAUAAUAAUGAUGAUAAUAAUACUGUACAAACAAGAGAUGAUGUGUUAACUUAUUGUGGUGAACCAUUUAUUUAUUAUACACCAGAUCAAAAUUAUUAUAUUUAUUCAACACCAACUGCAUCAACAAUCGCUUCAUCUAUACAAGAAAAUAUUCCUAUAUUGUAAAUUAUUUAUUGAAUUUCCAUAAAAUUUAUUAUAUUCAUAACUUGAUUGAUUUAUACACAAAAUCUAUCCGUAUGCAUUUCUUUAUAAAUGAGAAUAAAUGACUGAGAAAGCGCGCGAGAGAGAGAGAGAAAGAUGGAGAGAGGGAGAGAGGGGGAAACAAAUCUUUAAAAAUUUAGGAUAUAAUCAGGCAGCAGUAUUUAAAAUUUACAUAUUCACAAAAUUAAUUUAUUUGUUUUAGGUUUUACCACAUAAAAAGAAAUAACAAAAAACGGAAAAUAAAAUUUGACAUUAUUUUCAAUUCAACUUAUAUACAUACAUAGAUACUGGAAAAAAAAAGAAAAAAAUGAAGAAAAAAGAAAAAAAAAACAAAAACUAGAUACUCAUUACAUUAUAUUCAUUAUUAAUGUUGUGUCACUGAGAUAUUUAUAAGUUGAACUAUAAUUUUGUCCAUUAAACAUAAUUUUUGUGAUUGUCCUCUAUUUAUUUAUUUAUUUGUUUGUUUAUUUGAUUUUCUUUUUGUAUACCUGAAAUUAUUUUAUUGUAUGUUUGUUAAAAUUCUAUUUUUUUUUGUUUUCUCUCCCAAAAUUCCAUGUCAACAUAUGUUUAUGUUGUAUUGUAUUGUUGCUAUGUCUUGUGAUUUUAAAUAUGAAAAAAUUGAUUAAGAAUUAUUAUGUUGUAUGUUCUUUCGUUUGUUAUUUAUUUCUAUGGUUUAUUAUAAAAAAUAAAAUUGAUUUUUUCACCAAUUAAGUAAUAUUCAUUGUCAUUAUGCUAGACAAGAAAUAUCUUGGUGUUGAGUAAAUUCUAUCGAUUGAAUUAACAAUGUAACUAAUAAGGGUAUAAUUUAAAAUCAGGUUGUAUUUUUUUUUAAUUUUUGGUAAGAUUAAGUGAUCGAAAACAAUUAUGGAAGAUCGUUGAUGAACAAGAUUUUAUACUGAUCAUCAUUUGCAUGUUUCCGAAUAAAAGUAUUCUGAUUUAUUGUAAUCGAUCAUAUUCGUUAGUAUCCAUUGUUACUUAAAAUAGUAAUCCUUAUUUGGUCGAUAAGCAAAUGUAAAUUACUUUUGAAUAAAAUGUCAGUGCACUGAUCUUUAUAGUUGCAAUUAUUAUUUGAAAUGUAUAAGUAUGUCUGUCGUUUGUAUUAACUUUACAUUAUCGAGUAUCUAUUCUGUUUAUCUAUAUUCCAAUAUUUAUGUAGAAGACCACCUCCAUAUACCUGUUUGGUAACUUAAUAGUCCUGCCCCAUUUAUCUCUCUACGUGACUCUGUUCAUUGUAUACUCUUGAUUAUUGUAAAAUGAUAUAUUGACUAUACAUAGGUCGUCUGAGAACAACAUAUAGAGAAAAUAAAAUCAGCGCCUUCAGAUUCUACUGCCUGAUGCAAACAAUUACAGAUAAAAUUUAGAGUUUGAUGCUUGUUAACGUUUGUUGCAUUAAAUCUAGGAUUUAAUCCUGUUACGAUUAAAAAGAAAAGAGCAAUUUAUCCGUUUACACUAUAUGUAUAUCUUUACUAUAUUGUAGAGCAGAUGAAAAAAUGUCGUGAGUAAACAAAAACACAUUGAAUUCAUUUAUCACUCAACAAGAAAAAGUGAGACGCAUAAUACAUUUAAAAAGAUGACAUAAAUAGCUUUCGACUUAUCUUCUGGUU